Spodoptera litura is the source of this 746-nucleotide messenger RNA. RefSeq names its product cuticular protein RR-2 motif 126 (gene CPR126). The record is from RefSeq and is a predicted model, not a curated record. Gene Ontology annotation, cellular component: extracellular matrix. Lineage: Eukaryota; Metazoa; Arthropoda; Insecta; Lepidoptera; Noctuidae.
CACCAGUGUCAGUUCAGCUCCUGUCGGCUGUGUCGAAGAGGACGAAAGUGACCUUUAAGAACUGUGAAAAUGCGUGCCUUCCAAGUUGUUAUAUUUGUGGCCGUUUGUGCUGCUGCUAAUGCUGGCUACAUUGGUGCCGGGUAUGGAGGUGGUUUGUCAGGCUAUGGAGGUAGCCAUGGAGGCUACAGCGGCUACUAUCCUGUCCAAGCAGACUAUGGACAUGGACAUAGCCAGGAUUAUUAUUCAUACCCAAAAUACUCCUUCGACUAUGCAGUAGCAGACCCUCACACCGGAGAUCAUAAGACGCAGUGGGAGAGCCGAGAUGGUGAUGUUGUCAAAGGUGCUUACUCCCUUGCCGAACCAGAUGGCACCACUCGCAUCGUUGAAUACACAGCUGACAAAAUUCACGGUUUCAAUGCCGUCGUCAAACGCAUUGGUCAUGCGCACCACCCGCAACACUACAACACUCACAGCUCAGGUGGCUACUACUCUCACUACUAGAUGGCGCUGUUACAACGUAUCAUUUGUUUCCAAUGACGCCCGAUAGAUGGCAUUGCUUUAAGCUAAAUCAAUAAUCCGAAUAAUUCUUAAACCAGUGUCAGACUGUGAUAUUAACUUCGAUGUAUUAUUUAUAAUGUUAAACGUACGUAUCGAAACAUAAUAUAAUUAUCAAAAGGUAAUUAUUACUGUAUUAGCUCGUAAGGUUUGUAAAGUAACGAUGAAUUGUUAAUUUGUUUUGAUACAGC